AUGACUGAUAAUUUUGUUCAACCUGCAAUUCCUAAGUUUGAUGGAUAUUAUGAUCAUUGGUCUAUGCUUAUGGAAAAUUUCCUACGCUCAAAAGAAUAUUGGGAUUUGGUGGAAACUAGAAUUCCUGUCGCAGUAGAAGGAGUGGAGCUUACUGAAGCACAAGGAAAAUUAUUUGCAGACCAGAAGCUAAAAGAUUUGAAGGUCAAGAAUUAUUUAUUUCAAGCCAUUGAUCGAACUAUUAUGAAAACAAUUCUCAACAAAGACACUGCCAAACACAUUUGGGACUCUAUGAAGCAGAAGUUCGAUUAUGUUGUUUGUUCCAUUGAAAAGUCUAAUAACUUAGACAUCUUAAGUCUUGAUGAGUUGCAAAGUAGCUUAUUGGUCCAUGAGCAGAGGAUGAACAGACAUGGAAACGAUGAGCAAGCAUUAAAGAUGACCUACGAUAAGAUUGGUGAAGAUGCAGCGAGAGGGAGAGCAAUGCAAGAAGUGCGAGAAGAUGUUUGGUUCCUUGACUCGGGGUGUUCUAAUCAUAUGUGUGCACACAAGGAGUGGUUCUCGGAUCUUGAUGAAGAAUUUCGGACUUCUGUGAAGCUCGGGAAUAAUUCCACAAUGACUGUAAUGGGAAAGGGUAACAUCAUGCUGCAAAUUGUUGGAGCUACUCAGAUAUGGGCAUCUAAGUUUCAAGGGUUUAAGAACGUUGCAAUACAAGCAAAUGGAAAGCAACAUAGGAAUGCAAUUCCAAAGAAGAGUUUAUGGAGAGCAUCACAAAGAUUACAGUUGGUACAUGCUGACAUCUGUGGACCCAUCAAUCCUGCUUCCAAUGGCAAGAAAAGGCAACUCACAGCAGCCUACACUCCCCAACAAAAUGGAGUAGCCGAAUGCAAAAAUAGGACAAUCAUGAAUAUGGUUAGAAGUAUGUUAUCGGAAAAGCAAGUUCCAAAGACUUUUUGGCCAGAAGCAGCAAAUUGGGUGGUUCAUAUACUCAAUAGAAGUCCUACAUUGGCGGUAAAAAAUAUGACACCUGAAGAGGCUUGGAGUGGUGUCAAACCAAAUGUUGAAUAUUUCCGGGUUUUUGGAUGCAUUGGUCAUGUUCAUAUAUCAGACAGUAAAAGAAAAAAACUAGAUGAUAAGAGUCUUCGGUGCGUGUUGCUAGGGAUGAGUGAAGAAUCUAAAGUAUAUAGACUAUAUGAUCCAGCAUCCAAGACAAUAAUUGUAAGCAGAGAUAUGAUUUUUGAAGAAAAUGAAUGUUGGGAAUGGAGACGAAAUAAUGAAGAAGCAGGACUUGAUAUACUUGUGCAGGAAGAAACUAAUGUAGAAAGUGCACAUGAUCAAAGUGAAGAAGAAUAUGAAAAUGUAGCAAUUGAAGAAGAAGAAAGAGAGGUCAGUCUAUCUUCAAGUGAGUCACCUGAAGAGAAUCUUCCAGAAAGAAGGCAGAGAAGAAAAUCAUUUUGGAUGGAAGAUUAUGUAAGUAGGGAAGAAUUCUCUGAAGAAGGUGUUGAGCACAACAAUUUGGUUUUGUUUACCUCCACCUCAGUCCAACAACUUUUGAAGAAGCUAUUCAGAGUUCCAAGUGGAAAGUUGCAAUGGAUUUGGAGAUAG
This is a messenger RNA of Zingiber officinale, 1599 nucleotides long. RefSeq lists its product as uncharacterized. Gene Ontology annotation, biological process: DNA integration. The transcript is spliced from 6 exons. The record is from RefSeq and is a predicted model, not a curated record. Gene Ontology annotation, molecular function: nucleic acid binding. Lineage: Eukaryota; Viridiplantae; Streptophyta; Magnoliopsida; Zingiberales; Zingiberaceae. The coding region runs from base 1 to 1599 and encodes 532 amino acids.